AUGGCCGCGAUCGCAAACGCCGCAGUCAGCUCCCUGACGUCGCCCGAUGCCAAAAAGGAGGAGUUCAGGAAGUACCUCGAGCGGUCCGGCGUGAUCGAUGCGCUGACCAAGGUGCUGGUCGGGCUGUACGAGGAGCCCGAGAAGCCCUCCAACGCGAUCGAGUUCAUCAAAAUGACGCUUGGCGCGCCGACGGGCGUCGACGUGGAUCAGCUCAAGGCGGAGAACGAGACGCUACGUGCCGAGGCGGCUCGGCUACGCGAAAAGGUUGGCGCGCUCGAGGAGAAGUUGGGAGGUGCGGCGGCGGAGGAGUAG
Molecule: messenger RNA, 312 nt
Organism: Emiliania huxleyi CCMP1516
Lineage: Eukaryota; Haptophyta; Isochrysidales; Noelaerhabdaceae
Exons: 3
Coding region: 1-312 (103 amino acids)
Biological process (GO): regulation of DNA-templated transcription
Cellular component (GO): nucleus
Molecular function (GO): transcription coactivator activity
Source: RefSeq, a predicted model, not a curated record